AUGAAAAAUGAGCUAUGUGCAAUUGAAAGUGUUGUGAAUUCUGGAAAGCGACUUGUUUUGCUGUUGAACAAAAUCGAUCUUGUGCCCAAGGAAAAUAUCAAAAAAUGGCUUACAUAUUUGCGCCAACAGUCACCAACGAUAGCUUUCAAAGCUUCAACACAGGAGCAGAAUCGUUAUCCGAAUGUCGGGAAAAGCAGUGUUAUAAAUAGUUUGAAGCGAAAAAGAGUUUGCGAUGUUGGCGCAGCACCUGGAAUUACACGGCAAAUCCAGGAAGUGGAUUUGGGUAAAAAUAUUCGAUUGCUAGAUUCUCCUGGUGUAAUUCUGGAGCCGAAGGGUCGUUUGGACAACUGCGAAAUUGCGCUAAAAAACGCUAUAAGAGUGGAAAGCCUUGCGGAUCCAGUGACACCAGUACAAGCCAUAUUAAGGAGAUGUUCCAGAGAUAGUUUGAUCCUUCACUACGUAAUACCCGAGUUCAAAACAUGCGAUGAAUUCCUUGCUUACAUUGCACGAAAAAUUGGUCGCUUAAAGAAAGGCGGCCGUCCUGAUAUGAGUGCUGCUGCUAAGAAAGUAUUGGUCGACUGGAACACUGGCAAACUGCGCUAUUUCACAGAACCACCAGAGGGAGAAAAUGAAGAUGAGCAGCAUGGCAAAUUAUGCUCUGCAGAAUUGUUAUCGGAAAUGUCAAAAGAAUUUGAUCUGGAAGCACUGGACGACGAACAGAAAACUCUAGUAGAGGGCAUGCUUUUCAGCCGUUAUUCCUCACUUUUCUCUUGA
Gongylonema pulchrum is the source of this 774-nucleotide messenger RNA. The record is from the annotation of a GenBank genome assembly. Lineage: Eukaryota; Metazoa; Nematoda; Chromadorea; Rhabditida; Gongylonematidae.